Trichechus manatus latirostris (Florida manatee) is the source of this 2905-nucleotide messenger RNA. It is a transcript of the gene CDK15, whose product is annotated as cyclin dependent kinase 15. Gene Ontology annotation, cellular component: nucleus; cytosol; cytoplasm. Gene Ontology annotation, molecular function: ATP binding; cyclin binding; cyclin-dependent protein serine/threonine kinase activity. Gene Ontology annotation, biological process: protein phosphorylation. The transcript has 14 exons. Bases 104 to 1258 code for a protein of 384 amino acids. The record is from RefSeq and is a predicted model, not a curated record. NCBI's taxonomy places the organism in Eukaryota, Metazoa, Chordata, Mammalia, Sirenia, Trichechidae.
CUGACGUAUAGUUUCUUACACUGAUAAAGGAAAACUGCUGAAGUCAUGAGGCUGCUCCAGGCAGAGCCCUCAUCUAACAAACCUAGAAGAAGCAUCAUGUUCCAUGACUUCAUUUCACCCCAGGGGACUUCAAGCUGUCCGUGCCCAGAAGUUUAAGAGUAAAAGGCCACGGAGCAAUAGCGAUUCUUUUCAGGAAGAGGAUCUGAAGCAGAAUUUACAGUGGAGAAGGAGUCUCCCUUUUGGGGCAGCCUCAUCUUACUUGAAUUUGGAGAAGCUGGGUGAAGGUUCUUAUGCUACAGUUUACAAGGGGAUUAGCAGGAUAAAUGGACAACUAGUGGCUUUAAAAGUCAUCAGCAUGAAUGCAGAGGAAGGAGUCCCAUUUACAGCCAUCCGGGAAGCUUCUCUCCUAAAGGGUUUGAAACAUGCCAAUAUUGUGCUCCUGCAUGACAUAGUCCACACUAAAGAGACACUUACAUUCGUUUUUGAAUACAUGCACACAGAUCUGGCCCAGUAUAUGUCUCAGCAUCCAGGAGGGCUUCACCCUCACAAUGUCAGGCUUUUCAUGUUUCAACUUUUGCGGGGCCUGGCAUACAUCCACCACCAACACGUUCUUCACAGGGACCUGAAACCUCAGAACUUACUCAUCAGUCACCUGGGAGAGCUCAAACUGGCUGAUUUUGGUCUUGCUCGGGCCAAGUCCAUUCCCAGCCAGACGUACUCUUCAGAAGUUGUAACCCUCUGGUACCGCCCUCCAGAUGCCUUGCUGGGAGCCACUGAAUAUUCUUCAGAGCUGGACAUAUGGGGUGCAGGCUGUAUCUUUAUUGAAAUGUUCCAGGGUCAACCUUUGUUUCCUGGGGUUUCCAACAUCCUUGAACAGCUGGAGAAGAUCUGGGAGGUGUUGGGAGUACCUACAGAGGAUACUUGGCCUGGAGUCUCCAAGCUACCUAACUACAAUCCAGAGUGGUUCCCACUGCCUAAGCCCCAAAGCCUUCAGAUGAUCUGGAACAGGUUGGGCAGGGUUCCUGAAGCUGAAGACUUGGCCUCCCAAAUGCUGAAAGGCUUUCCUCGAGACCGGGUCUCCGCCCAGGAAGCACUUGUUCACGAUUAUUUCAGUGCCCUGCCAUCUCAGCUGCACCAGCUUCCCAAUGAGGAGUCUUUGUUUACAGUUUCAGGAGUGAGACUAAAGCCAGAAAUGUGUGACCUUUUGGCCUCCUACCGGAAAGGUCACCACCCAGCCCAGUUUAGCAAAUGCUGGUGAAAAGAAAGGGGGAGAUCACCAGGAUCCUUCCAGGGCUUCUUUGCUGCUGUUUCAGUUUUCAUUUGCUUCAGCUUAUGAAGAAAUUUGAAAGCUAACUACACACUGGACAAGGGAUUUUAUGCCAUCAUCUGGGACCUGGAAUAUUUUAACCAUUAUGUUCAAAGCAACAGUACAGGUUGUUGCUAUUGUCGUUCACCUAGAAUUUAACAUUUUGGAUCUGUGAUUGGCCCAAAAAUCUGACAGAGACUGAGAUAGCUUGAAAACAGGGCUUCUGAAUAAUUCCAUCCAUUUCUUCAUUUGAUGGAUCCCUGGGCCAGAAGGUCGGUUUCCCAAUAGGACAGAUGGGAAACUGCCAGUUGAAAGAAUUUGGAGGCAGAGCUGGUGCUUACAGAGAAGCCUGUCACUCCUGUGUUCACUUACAAUUUCCCACAACAAAAAGACUUCUGUGGCAAGGAGAGGAUUAGUCUAAAGUUUAGAAAAAUCUCCAGGGGAGAUGGUUUCUUGGAUAAAGUUGUCAACAAAAGGACUUGCUUAAGACUAUUUGUUAUGAUUUCCUAGGGAGCGCUUCUCCCAUUACUAACAGGAUUAUCAGAACCCCAGUUACACCCUCAUCCCACCCCAGCCGGGUUUUAGGAGUUUGGAUUGAGCUGCUGAUUAGAAUUGAAUUUCAGGCUCUCUCCUUAUACUGAUUCCUAAUUGUCUAUGAUGAUGACAAAAGUGAUGAGAAAUCUAAGCCCUGAUUUGAUGGUGGAGAUGCUGAGUGGAUAGACAGGAGCAAAGAGUUCCAGAGAUGUAAUUCUAACUGUGUUGCGCCACCAGACACACACGCACACGUGCACACACACGCACACGUGCACACACACGCACACGUGCACACACACACACACGUGCACACACACACACAUCGUCCUCAAGUAAAAUGAGAGAUCUGCUUCAGCUAACAUGUAUACCAUUUACUGCAAUGACUCCUUCUAAAAGAAGCUAAAAGAAACUCAAAUUACUUCUGGUAUUACUGUCUGUCUAAAGAUCAUCUACUCAGGAAAUAUAGUAGCCUGGAAACCAGAGAACCUUAUAUAUCUUUAGAAGAACAAGGAGGAACUUUUUAACAGAGAAUUUAAAAAGUAGUAACUGUGCACCCAGAGUCUGAGAUGGAAGAAAGAAAAACUCAUACGGAUAGUCCAAAGAAAUCUACCUUAAUAUCUUGGUUCUCCUAAAGUAAUUGACAAAACCUGACCAGAUAUGCCUGAAGACAAGAUGAAACAGUGUGGACUGGCUGAAGGGGAAGAUACGUGUGCUUAAAGAAUGGUGGUUAUUCCACCAAGAGAAAAAUUGAUAGUAUUGUGGCACAGGGUUCAGGCUUGAGUCCCAUCCUGGUCAAAUAUUUUUAUUAAUCACUUGAAUAAAAUCAGAGAAAAUAUAAAACGUAUUCAUACGACUCGCUGAAGUAAGUAUUGUUAGUAUUAACUUAUUACUUCCAUUUUACGGUAGAGGGAACUGAGGCUCAGAGAAGUUAAAUAACUCCUCCACAUAGGAGUAAGCCAGAGCUAAGAUACAGAUCUGUUUUACUCCAAUGUCUAUGAUCUUUCCAGCAAUCAUCAAAAAAAAACCCAUUGUCGUCGAGUCGAUUCCGACUCAUAGCAACCUACA